AUGCAGAACAGCACAUUACUGCUUGUGGAAAUUCGUCGACUGAAACUGGAAUUAGAGUUCUCUUUGCCAGAUCUACAUCAAUUAUCGCAAAAUAUCCAUAAUGAGAGCUCUAGUAAAGCUAAUAAUCAUGAAAGAAAAUAUGAGGACAGGAAUUUUGAUGCACAAGCCAUUAUUUCGAAAUCGCUAGCUUGCAAUUUGGGCAUCUGUAAGAUUACAGGAAAUCCUGAUUUAGGAUUUCCUAUUGAGUUAAGAUUUGUUGAAGUGAUAAACGAUGUACCGACAGCAGAUCGGAUCGUUCUCUACGUUCCCUUGGAAAUAUUGUCAAACUUUGAUGGCAGUUUUGAUGAAAGCAUUUUUAAGAGAGUUCAUUUGGGGUCACCAGUGUCACAAAAUACUUGGAUGUGUCAUCUUGGAUGUAAUGGGAUGAAAUAUUUUAAAGUCGUUCAAAUCUUCCCGAAUAUUAAUCUCUCUUUGACAUCGUCAAUAUCGAUCGGUAGAAUUUCAGAUUCAACAAUAAUCGAAAUAGUUGACGAAAAUUCCGAAGAAUUUAUGAAAUAUCUAGGAACUGAUGCAACUAGGGAAAAACUAAAAUUUCAAACCAAGUCAGAAUGGAUGGAAAAAAUUAUUAGACAAAUCGGCGGGUUAGAUGAAGUUAUUGAUAAAAUUAUCGAACAAAUUCAUUGUUUUGUGGUCACAUCGCAAAAGAAAUUCAGAAAUUGCGAAAAAAGAAGUAAAGGCAUUCUGAUAAUAGGAAAACCCGGAACCGGAAAGACUGCACUUGCUUCACUUAUAGCUGGACUUCCAUACGUAAUUAUUAAUUGCCCGGAAAUCUUCAAGACUAAUGAAGGAGUUGCUGAAAAAGAAAUUAGCAUCAUAUUUGAAUCAAUGCAGAGACAUAGAGUUUCAUUAAUAGUACUGAACGAAGUUGACGUGAUAGCUGAUGUUUCGGCAAGUUCGCACGCAGGCGUUGAGGCAAAUUUGUAUUCAAUGCUGAUCAAAUUAAUUGAUUCCAUAAAUGAAAACGCGUGGGAUGAGAAGCUCAGAGGGCAAGUAAAGGACUCGCAGGUUGUCACAUUGGAAGAUUUUUUGGAAUCUCUGAAAGUCGUCAAACCUGCAAAUCUUAAUAUAUUUCAGACGAAGACACCAGACACCAGAUUUUCGGACAUUUUUGGCAUCGAUGAUAUCGUUGAGGAUAUAAAGCUAACUAUAGUUGAGCCAUUUAAUGAUCCACAAGAGUUUAUUGAAUUCGGAAUUUCGCCACCACGCGGAAUUCUCAUUUAUGGCCCCCCCGGAGUUGGGAAGACAAUGUUGUGCUGUGCUAUUGCGGCGGAGAUUGCCAUAAAUUUCAUAUUAGUGGAGAGUUCACAAAUGCGCUCUAAGAUCGUUGGCGAAUCGGAGAAAAACAUUGUAAACAUGUUUGCGCAAGCAAAAGCCAAUUCUCCUUGUGUUUUGUUUAUCGAUCAGAUUGACGUUUUGGCUCCGACCCGAGGGACUAGUACAACAUCGGAAAACACAUCUGAACGUAUUGUGACAAGUCUUUUAACUGGUGAGAUUAAUUACUAUCGUGAGGAAGGACCAGAAUUCGAUAUCCUGGUAAUUGCGGCCACGAGCAAUCCUGAAAUACUUGAUCCUGCACUAUUGAGACCCGGUAGAUUAGAUCAGCUCAUCUAUAUUCCACCGCCAAAUGACAAGCAAAGGAGUGCUAUAUUAAAAGGAAAGUUUAAAAAGAUGCCAAUAGCCAUGCCGGAUGAUCGAUUCUCUGUCUUAAUUAAAGAAACCGAGGGAUUCUCAGGCGCGGACUUGGACAAUUUAUGUAGAGAAGCUGCGUUAAUAAGUAUCAGAGAAAAUAUAAAUGAUGAACUGGUUACUUAUGAUCACUUUACCAAGGCGAUGUCAGUGUGUUCAGCUUCUUUGCUAAAUUAUAAACCAAAACAUCCAUUUGCGAGGUAG
Molecule: messenger RNA, 1950 nt
Organism: Acaulospora colombiana
Lineage: Eukaryota; Fungi; Glomeromycota; Glomeromycetes; Diversisporales; Acaulosporaceae
Source: the annotation of a GenBank genome assembly